Leptopilina heterotoma is the source of this 823-nucleotide messenger RNA. RefSeq lists its product as uncharacterized. The record is from RefSeq and is a predicted model, not a curated record. The transcript has 8 exons. Lineage: Eukaryota; Metazoa; Arthropoda; Insecta; Hymenoptera; Figitidae. Bases 141 to 815 code for a protein of 224 amino acids.
GAACGACUUUCGCGAAUCUAUUGUGCUUAGGCCUCAUACAGGAGAACUAACUCGCCUGGGGCGCUAUUCUUGAAACCGCACGAAUCUCGUUCGUGUACGAGCAAAUUCGAUGGGCAAGUUUCGUAUUUAUAAAUGUACCAAUGAUAUUACUUUGGCGUGACAUUGAUAAUGAUAGUGUUCAUAGUAAAGUGAUAGUAAGAGUUAAUCUGCGAAAGGAUCCCAAAGGACGCUGGAAAAAUCUAAGGUCAAAAUUUGUGAGCAAACAUAAAGAUGGAAACGAGAAUUGGGUUUAUUACGAAGAUAUGAAAUUUUUAUUGAAUGAAAUUCAUCAUAGAGAGCCUCCUUCCUCGGCAGCAUCUAUGGCAAGUAAUUCACAAAGGUCUUGCGCAAAUGGAAAUUUCAAUUUCUCAGCUUCACCAGCAACUUCAGUGUCAAGUAAUUUACAAAGGUCUUGCGCAAAUGGAAAUUUCAAUUUCUCAGCUUCACCAGCAACUUCAGUGUCAAGUAAUUCACAAAGGUCUUGCGCAACUGAAAAUUUCAAUUUCUCUGCUUCACCAGCAACUUCAGUGACAAGUAAUUUACAAAGGUUUUUCGCAACUGAAAAUUUCAAUUUCUCUGCUUCACCAGCAACUUCAGUGACAAGAAUGCCUCUAAAUUCCUGUAACCCUGGCAGAAUAAAUAAUCAAGAAAAUGAUAUUGAAAUGAGUGAACCAAAUUCAAAUUUUAUACCUUCAAGAGAAAAGUUUGCUGAUCAUGAUUAUAGUGAAACCAGGAACUCAGAAGGUCACUGUUACAUGAAGGAAACAUAUUUGUAGGAAACAUU